Talpa occidentalis (Iberian mole) is the source of this 3396-nucleotide messenger RNA. RefSeq names its product golgin subfamily A member 2-like. Bases 2404 to 3120 code for a protein of 238 amino acids. Gene Ontology annotation, biological process: Golgi organization; spindle assembly. Lineage: Eukaryota; Metazoa; Chordata; Mammalia; Eulipotyphla; Talpidae. The record is from RefSeq and is a predicted model, not a curated record. The transcript has 2 exons. Gene Ontology annotation, cellular component: Golgi cisterna membrane; Golgi cis cisterna; cis-Golgi network.
UUUGAUUUUCUGUGGGGUUUCUAUUUCUCCACAGAGACUUUCCAAUUUUUGUCUGACUUCUCCAUCUCACAUUCUAAUUCCUUAUGACCCUGGGGCCAGAGUGCCCCCAAAUCAGUGCUCUUUAGAGUGAUCUAUUUAUCCUCUGUGGAUCAGAUCCCAGCAAACUGACCUUCCCAGUUGGGAAUCUUCUCCCAGUCAUCUCAACAUGGGUUGCUCUGCUCGCCACAGAAUAAACAGGCGACUGAAGCAUCAAUUCUGCUUCAUUCUCUUGAGAAAAAAAAGCCUUGUGUGUUAAUGUACAUAUGCGUACAUAAGUGAGAUUGUAACAGAUUGCUCUGAAAUGUGCCUGGCUGUGCCCCUGGCUGUCCCCUCACUGCCUCCUGCCAUCAGCAUCCAUUGGUGCAGGAGCUUGAGCAGCGCUGUUAAUGGGUAACAUGUAUAAGAAAGGGCCCUGAUGUCUGAGUACUCACAUGCUUGCUUUUCCACCUGUGCUGGCUUUGCCCGCUGGCAGCUACUGAUUCAUGGCAUCCCGGAAGUUCAAAUCUGAAGACUGAGUGUAAAUUCCUAAACAUUUUUUCUUUAAUCCAUGUUAUCAGUCCAUUUCUUCAUCAUUGUGGGGGCGGUACUACUCACAGCACCUGCUAGAGUUCUGGUGGCAUGAAGUCAGGUGGCAAAUUUAACGUGUAAAGUGGGGUGUGAGUACAGGGGCUUGCAGUUCUCGUGAGCCUCAACUCUCUUUGAGAGUUGAGAGACUCUGCAGUUGAGAGACUACAAAAGGAAAACAGCUUGGGGUCUCCUGCAGGAGUUAAGAAAAAAAAGAAGACACUUGGCAGUAGGCCAGAGACGACUGCUUCUGGUGGUUGUGAGUCAUCGAAAGAUGUAAGUCUUGCUCAGCCAGGCUUCCUGGGAGGGGGUGCUCCAGGGCAGCUGAGUGAGUGGUUAAGACCAUGAAAGAAGUGGGUAAGAACCCUGGGUCUGAGUGCUGCCUCUCCAUAGCUCUGUUGGGGAUCUGAUUUGGGACAACACUGUUUAAGCUCUUUGUACACAUGUGAGUCAGGGUGCUACAGUUCUACUUAAAUCUAGGCAGCAUCCAUGAGAUGAUUGUGCAUUCAUUCCUUCGUGCGGGGCCUGGUGCGCAGUAAACCUUCAGUACAGGGCGUCGCUAUGGACUUCUUGCUCUGGCAAUUUCUCUCAUCGCCAGCCUCUAGGUGAUGCCAGUCAGUGAGGACACCCUCUCCCUUAGGGAGGCACAGAUGAGCCCCGGGUGCUUGAGAUUAGGCAACCUCUGAGGUGGGCGUCUGUCUUUGCCACCUGCUUGUUGGGUGAUCACAGGGAAAAUCACAUCCUUCGUGGGUCUCAGUUUCCUCACCUGGAAGAUGGUAUUGUUGGGCCAAAUCAGUGUCUUCCAGCCUGAUUUGGUAGCUUUGAUCAUCUCUUGGUUCACAUUGCUUUCUGCCUCAGGCGAGGCGGAGAGUGGCCGUUUGGAAAGAUGGCACAGGCCGUGGUAUGGAUCUGUCACCCUUGUCUCCGGCAUCCAUUGUCCAGAGCUGCUCUUUUUCUUUCUCUGACCUUCUUUUAUUCUCUAAGUCACUUUUCUUUUCCUCCCUUUGCCCUUGUUUUUCCCUUUUCACCUCCUGUAGAUUCAGGACAUUCUGCACGUGCUGGUGGCCGACCUUAACCGCUCCAAUGGGGUAGCGCUACCCCCAUUGGACAGGAGAAAGGUGAGGCCGUGCCAAGACCCACUCUCUGGCAUGGCCUCUCCCAGUGGGCAUGCCCGAGGCUUGUCUGGUUGGGGUACUUGGCCUCUGGCUGAUUUUAUGUUGCCAUCAUUAACCCUCGGCGUGUCCAUGUCUGCUAUUUCACCUGCUUGGUUGGUUGUUGUUUUCCUUCCCGCACAUCUUUAUCAUCUUGGAGAAGAUACAAUACAACGUGAAGGGCUUCCCAGCAGUGUGAGAGAUUUGGGCCUUCCAAGCCUCCAGGGUGAAUGCUCAGGGGCCCGUCCUACUGGGAGAGCAUCAAUAAAUCCCCGCCCCAAACACAGAGCUUGCUACCUGGGCAUGUCCCACAAAGACCAACAGUCCACACUCCAGCUGGUUUUUCAAAGUGAUGAAUUCAUUUUAGCUUAGGAGUGGGAAAUGCAGGCUUAGGAGAAAGGGGGCUUUUGUUACAGGUGCAAGGAUUAAGGUGAGUUUUGUAGCAGAACUGCAAGUACGUGAGGUUAACCAGAGAUGAGUGACUGGGACUUUCUCCCCCGCUGUCUUUUAAAAAUCAACUGGACACUUAUCCAUCUCCCAUGGGCCCUUGGCAGCAGACUCUUUGCUAGGAGGCAAGGUGGGAUGUGGCAACUGAGGGAGCAGUUGGCUCUGAAGGGUCUGGAGGCUGGAGGAGUGGCCUUUGAGACUGAUGUGUAGAGGUGGGCAGUGUUCAUCUCCGUGGAGAGCGGGUGACAUGGGAGUCCCAGGCAGAGGGUGGGUGCAGGAGAUGAUCAGGAUCCGGAGCCCAGGGAGCGCUUGCCAAGAAGGUAAGGUGCCUGGGUUGCCCUGGGCUGGAAGAUUACCUCAUCCCGAUGUGGGAGGGGCACUGAGCUCUGGGUCUCCAACUGCAUUGGGUGGCAUCUCAUUGUUUCUUCUGUCUGUCCAGUCCCAUCAGAACAUGGAGGUGACCGGCUCGCUCCAAAUGGAGCAGCACACCAAGAGCGAGCUGGCCAUGAAUCUCGGCCAGCCGCAGGAGAAGCUGACAGAGCUAAAGGAGCUGGUGGAGGAGAAAUAUCAAGAGGCUCAGGAGCUGCAGCAGCAGCGGGACCAGUACUUUAGUCACCUUCAGCAGUACAUGGCCACCUACCAGCAGCUCAUGGCCGCCUACCAGCAGCUGGCCAACGAGAAGGACGUCCUGCAGAAGCAGGUGCUACUUAACACCCAGCUUGUCAACUGGAUGCAGCAUGAAGAGCAGGGCAAGAUGGAGGUCGAGUUGGCCCGCCAAGAGCUGCUGGAAACACAGGUGGGGCAGUUGGAGUGCCAGACACCCUAUGGCCACCCGAGCAGGAAGACCUGCGAGCAGCAUCCCUUCUCACUCUUUCCUGCCGGCCCCACUGAAUCUCCUGGCUCGGACUGGAGAAAGUGAGUGGGACUUCAGCAGAGGAGGGGUUUGCAAGAGUGGAAGCCACCCUUAGGACAACUUGGAUCCUUCUCCUUUGGGGACUUGCUGGCGCAGGGUUGCACAGAGAGGAGGGAGCAGAGCUUGCUGGCUUUCAGGGAUGCUUCAGAACCCAGGUGUUCUUUGAUCCCCUCUGGCUGCCCCCCAACAGUAAAUGGACUGAGCAGUGAGGAGGAGGAGGAAGAGGAGAACAAGGGUCCCCUGCCAAAGCUAAGCAUCCCUGACGACCUAGACAGCCGCGAG